UUUGGUAUAAAACCAAUAUUUCAGUCAGUCUUCGUUAAUUUCGAAGAAAUGGAGUUAUUCGCGCUAUUGAUUCUAACUCUCGCAUCAAUUUUGAUUGAAGCCGAUCCAGGCGAUCCCGAUAUACUUUCCGAAAUUUUAGAAGAAAAGGCCAGAUUAGAUGAAUUGGAAACAAGUUUGAUAAAUGAAUCGAUUCAGUUUUCGUUUGAUGAACAAUUAUUAAAGGCUUAUGAUAAGAAAAUUGAAUCCUCGUCUUCAUCAUUUAAAAAACAGUUAAUACGGACCAAAGCAGCUUUAAUGGAAGUAAAUGAGAAAAUUGCAGACAUCAAUCGUCAUAUAUUUAUGAAAUUUCUUAAUGAGGGAACUCUAAUGGUGCGUGUUUUUGAUAAUCAAUCGAUGAAAGAUUUAGUACGGCAUAUUUGGGGGACAAACACGAACACGAAAUCCGAACUUGAAUCUUAGCAAGUUAUUAAAAGCCGUUUGCAUGAUUUAACUAUAGCAAUGGAUGUUGUCAAAAACCAAACAUUUAAUUGCGAAAAUUCUUUCCUGCAUUUGACGUGUAACGAUUUUGAAAAAUUAAAAACGAAAUCCUCCGCAAUUUUGUUACACACACCGAUAAAUGAGAAACAUCUUGGAGGAACAACAAAUAUAAUCAUUAAAAACAUUUUUAUACCAGCUGAAAAGUUUCCAAACUCCAAUGAUGCACGCACUACGAGUCUGUUAAAUUGCAUUUGGAAAC
Messenger RNA from Contarinia nasturtii (swede midge), 736 nucleotides. RefSeq lists its product as uncharacterized. The record is from RefSeq and is a predicted model, not a curated record. Lineage: Eukaryota; Metazoa; Arthropoda; Insecta; Diptera; Cecidomyiidae. Bases 49 to 459 code for a protein of 136 amino acids. The transcript has 2 exons.